GGGUUUUAUCUACCUACUACACAAACCAUUGCACAUUCUUUUACUACUUGGAUCAAAAUGUAUUUGAUUGCAACUAUAACUGCGUUACUGUAUGCAAUCUCUCUGGUUGCUGCACAACCUCAGCUUGAUCCUUCGCUUGCUUCCAGUUGGAUGAACUUGCAGAGAUCUAUUUCGAAUAUUCCUCUUCCUGAAUGUGUCAAUGACUUGUCGAACACUUGGAAAGAAUCUCAUAAUAUCUUUCUGCAAACUGGCCUUUCCAUGCAGUUUUUGGACUCUCUUUUCAUUUUAUCCAAUGUUGGUGGUGAUAUUGACGAGGCAGAAGGUGUUCGAGUACAGAUCCGACAAUUCACUGAUUUGGCUACUAGUGCUCUUCGAAAACAACAGCAGCAACAGCAUCAGCAAGAACAACAACAGCAGCAGCAACAGCAGCAACAACAGCAGCAGCAACAGCAACAGACGGACAGUGAGAAAUCUGGCACAUCAGGAUCAGAAAGUACUGUUGAUCCCGGUAAAAGCAAUAGCUUGGUUCCCAAGGCCGGUCUUGUCUCUGCUGCACCUACCACUUCACGCACAAGCUUUGUCGUGUGUUUAGCUGCCUUGGGUGCUAUCUUUCUCGUCUAAACUCUAAUCGGCUCCUAUCACUCAAUCUGUAUUUGCUACAUUUUUCAAUUUGGCGGAUUUCUGGCAUCCAAUCUCAAUUUCUCGUCACUUAUAGUGCGAUUCGUCACCUGUCUCUGUUAUCGCAUAAUCACCCUUUCAAUUUCAAAUCAAUAUAACUGCAUUGUGCUUUAA
Molecule: messenger RNA, 792 nt
Organism: Batrachochytrium dendrobatidis JAM81
Lineage: Eukaryota; Fungi; Chytridiomycota; Chytridiomycetes; Rhizophydiales
Exons: 3
Coding region: 58-621 (187 amino acids)
Source: RefSeq, a predicted model, not a curated record